Verticillium dahliae VdLs.17 is the source of this 2277-nucleotide messenger RNA. RefSeq lists its product as uncharacterized. The transcript has a single exon. The coding region runs from base 1 to 2277 and encodes 758 amino acids. NCBI's taxonomy places the organism in Eukaryota, Fungi, Ascomycota, Sordariomycetes, Glomerellales, Plectosphaerellaceae. The record is from RefSeq and is a predicted model, not a curated record.
AUGCGACGCAACAUCCAGCUUUUGCUUCUUGCCUUCCUCUCUGCCUCCACGCAGGCUGGUCCCGUCAGUCGUGGCGGCAAGGAACGAAGGGACCAUGCUGGCGUCACGCCGACGCCGAUAUUCUCAACCAUAGAAGACGACCCACCCUUAGCAUCCUCGGUCCCAAGCAUCUCUCCUAACAAGCCUUCGUCGGCCUCGCUGGGAGAGCCUCCGGCAUCGUCAUUCCCUGCGGAGGAGACGACACCGUCGGCCGAGCCAAGUCCCACUCCCAGUCUCCAGACGACAUCAACCAUCAUCACAAGCACUCUUGAAGCACCACCGAGCCCGAGCUCGGCUUCACCGCCCAUCGAGGCCAUCCCUGACCCAGCCUCUUCGCUUGUCCCUUCCAACUCGGAGGAGGUCCGCCUACCCUCCAUGUUUAGCACCAUCUCGGUGCCGGCGUCUCUGCUCGAUCCGAAGCCCAGUCCAACCUCAGCUCCGCCGCCUGUCGACUCUACCACAUCGACGGUCUCGUUGGCGUCGUCAGCUGUGUCUGCGCCCUCUGCAUCUUCUGCGCCGUUUGCAUCUUCUGCUGCGCCAUCCUCAUCCCCAGACAAUGGCGUGUCCACGCCUUCGCCCAUCUUGUCCACGAUCACCGACGUCGCCUCGACUGCCGCCCCCAUCCCAUCCAAGUCGUCUGCCGUUGAUUCCGCCUCCGAGUCGCUUCCGGUUGAAAUUGGGCCUUCUUCCGUGAAGCGGUCCUCUGAGACGGUGGUCUCAGAGACACCCAUUGCGUCCUCUGUCGCGCUCGGAUCGACCUCAACAGAGGCACUGUCUCAACAGUCAUCUACCGUUGCAGCCGAGCCUGGGACCUCUCUAUCGGUCAUCCCCGCCCCAGAGCCUUCCUCAACUCCCCUCAAGCCAUCAGCUUCUGCCUCAGAGGCUCCAAUUAUUGAAUCCUCCCGUGAGCCCGUUGUCGACCCUAGUUCUUCCGCAACGACCGGGUCAGUCUCGACUACGAGCGAGCCCGUCGCCGAGUCGUCUUCACUGCCUACGUCGGAAGUGGCUCAGCCGCCUGCUGAUCAGUCAUCGCCUUCGAGCACACCAGUCAAGCCCACGACGACGGCUGUCAUCACGCCUACCGGCACCCCGGACGCUUCUGUUCCCACGAACAACGGUCCACCCCCCGACUCGACGUCCACUGUCGCUCCCGAUGUCGCGAAGAGCAACCUGGAGGAAGCCAAGAAAUUCCACCGCAUGUUUGAAUCCCUAACCAGACAGUCCUCCUGCACAGUGGGUCAGGCCGCCUGUGUCGAGGGCGGCAUCGGCUUCUGCAACACCCAGGGAUCCUUUGAUAUUCGACCCUGUACAGCCCCCCUGACGAGCUGUUUUCCGCUGCCAUUGGAAAACGCUCCCGGUGUCAUGGUGGACUGUUAUGAAACCAGCAAGGCAAGAGAGAUUCUCGGACUAUCUGAUGCACCUGAGGAAACCCCUGCACCUGUCGCGUCUGCUUCCUCUCGGAGGCCCCCUGCCGCCCCCCAGGAGCCGUCUGAUGCCCCCCUGGAGCCUUCUGCCUCGCCCCCCGCAGCUAGCGACGGAAAUGUCGUCACCGAGAUCGUGACACCCACCGUCACGAAGAUCAUUGCCACGGAGACGGUCCCCAACCCCGGACAGGCCGUGACGCCGCCCGUCUCCGCAGCCCCCGAAGAAACGACAACUACCGUCAGAGGCACCGUUGUGUCGACAGUCUUUGUUACUGUCGAUCCUCCAGCGGAGCCCGCUCCCGAGACAACCCAGCUCGUUACCGUCACAGUCACGGCGUCCCGUUCGCCGCCGCCCGCAGCGUCGCCGCCGCCGCCGCCGCCGCCGGAACCCGAGACGACUGAAAAGACAACCCUGACGACCACCAUCCUCUUCACGCCGCCUCAGGAGACAAGUCCUGCUCCCACGCCAUCCGCCGAGGUCCCCGCGCCCGAGCAGCCAGUGCCUUCUUCUGCGCCUGAAGAAAGCCCCUCGCCAGAACCAACGCCGUCCUCCUCGUCCUCGUCGACUUUUACGACCCUCGACAUUAUCUUUGUGCCCACCACUUUCCUCACCACAACGAUCAUGGCCAGCGGUGUCGCCAUCAACCCGAGCCCGACGCCGAGUGCGACUCUCGAGGCUGUGACUACCGUCGCGGACGAGGCGCCGCCGCCUGUCACGGUGACGGAGACGCUCGUGCUCACUGUGACUGAGCGCGAGAGGAUCAUUGAGAGGGAGACAAUCACCGUCACGGCGACGGUCGGGGGUUCAGCCUGA